GCGACGACGGCGACCACCACCACGACGUUGCAAGCGAACCGUGAAGAAGAAAAGAAGCACACGCACAGACAAGAGAGUGUGGCACACAGAAGAGGCCGUGUCUCUCCGGUUGGUUCCUUCCUCGGUGUCUCGGUUUUUUGGGGGUUUUUUCAGUUGUUCCCUGCCCCGGGGGUGGAUGGUGAAAAUUCUUCUUCCCUUCUCAAUUUCUCCCCAAGCUCGGAGGUCGGAUCGGGCCACCAAACGCGGCGUAGAUAUCGUGCACCUCCAAAGGCUCUCUGUGUGUGUCGCAUAGCCGGCACUUCGCAAAGGAACACAUACCCCCGGCAGCGGUUGCUGUGUGGCGAGAGCGAGAAACACCACCACCACUACACUCAGUGGCCAAGGAACGACGAUUAGGCACACUUUCCCAACAAAAAAAAACCGGUGAUCCCCCCCUUCAAGAGUGUGUGACACUGAACGUGUGCGCUGGUGCACUAGGAACAAAAGUGAGGACGAAACGAAACGGAAGCGUCAAAACUGCACCGGAAAAAGGCGAUUUCUUCCCCGCCCCCCUGUCCCGCACAUUGGAAAGAUAAGGGUUGCCAUUUUUUUCUGUAAAGAUUAGUCCGCCGUACAGCAACAAUAGCAGCUGUGUGGUUAACCGUGGCGCAGGUGUGUGUACAACAGCCAUACUAAGUCAGUGAAGUAGGCCUAGAUUUAGAUGCUCCGUGGUGCUUGAGAGCGUGCAGUGUGUGCGUGUGUGUGCGUGCGGUGGGAAAAGGACGCAACAGAGAAACGCACACACGCACAGCCCCCGAUAGACCGACAGCAGACACACCACAGUGGUGGUGUACAGCAUCAGCAGCAGCAGCGGCGUCGGCGGCGACAGCAGCAGCAGCAGCAGCGGCUUCCGGAUCAGCAGCGCUCUCUUGUGUCGCGUGUACGCGUGGAGCGCGGUUGUGUGGUGCGUCGCCUUCCCGAUCGAACGUGCUCCAGCAGCAGCAGCAGCAGCAGGGCCGUGUGCUCUCUCCAGUGUGUGUGGCCAACUUAGCAGCAGCUGUGAUAUAUCUUCAUCUCAUCCCCCCUUUUCCGUGCGUGUCCUUGAGCAGCGGCCACCAACCUGGAGCAGUCACCGGAGCAGCAGCCGCUGCAGCAGGCCAAAACCAUGUUCUACCCGCUGCAAACCCAAUUCGAUGAUGGUGUGAUAGAGCUAACACGGUCGGAAAUGCUCCAGCAGGAUCAUCUGGUUGACAAUAAGCAUUUUGUCGUGUCGCUAUCCCUGGGCAAUACGCUUAUCAAUCUCAACAAAAUCAAGUGUCCACAGUGCCGGAAGCGUUUCGAUACGAUGGAGGAAAUGGAACAGCACCGGACGAAGCAUUUGACGGAGAACAAGUUUAAGUGCGAAAUAUGCAGCAAAGAAUUUCCCAGCCAUAGUUCCAUGUGGAAGCACACCAAGGCACACACGGGCGAACGUCCUUUCGUUUGUCAGAUUUGUAACAAAGGCUUCACCCAACUGGCCAACCUGCAACGACAUGAUCUCGUCCACAAUGGACUAAAGCCGUUCAAGUGUCCCAUCUGUGAAAAAUGCUUUACCCAGCAAGCCAACAUGCUGAAACAUCAACUUCUGCAUACCGGUCUUAAGCCGUACAAAUGUCCGGUGUGCGAGAAAGCGUUCUCGCAACAUGCAAACAUGGUCAAACAUCAAAUGCUUCAUACAGGAUUAAAGCCGUACAAGUGUCCCGUUUGCGAAAAGGCAUUUACGCAACACGCCAACAUGAUUAAACAUCAAAUGUUACAUACUGGUCUCAAGCCAUACAAAUGUCCUGUUUGUGAUAAAGCCUUUACGCAGCAGGCCAACAUGGUGAAACAUCAAAUGUUGCACACCGGCCUUAAACCGUACAAAUGUUCCACCUGUGGCAAGGCGUUCGCCCAGCAGGCCAACAUGGUCAAACACGAGAUGCUUCAUACCGGUAUUAAACCGUACAAGUGUCCCACCUGUGACAAAGCAUUUGCCCAGCAAGCGAACAUGAUGAAGCAUCAAAUGUUGCACACGGGAUUGAAGCCGUACAAGUGCGGCACGUGCGACAAAGCGUUUGCCCAGCAGGCCAAUAUGGUCAAGCAUCAGAUGCUGCAUACCGGUUUAAAACCGUACAAAUGCAAUACCUGUGGCAAGGCAUUCGCCCAGCAGGCCAACAUGGUCAAACACGAGAUGCUUCAUACCGGAAUAAAGCCAUACAAAUGCUCGGUUUGUGAUAAAGCCUUUGCCCAGCAGGCCAACAUGGUCAAACAUCAGAUGCUCCACAGCGGAAUCAAACCAUACAAAUGUCCUACCUGCGACAAAGCAUUUGCCCAGCAGGCGAACAUGGUGAAGCAUCAGAUGCUCCAUACGGGAGAGAAACCAUUCAAAUGCAAAAGCUGUGAUAAGGCUUUCUCACAAAACGCCAAUCUGAAAAAGCACGAAAUGGUACAUCUCGGCAUACGGCCCCACACCUGCCCGCUGUGCACGAAGUCCUACUCGCAGUAUUCGAACCUGAAGAAGCAUUUGCUGAGCCACCAGAAGCAGGCGAUCAAGCAGGAGCAACAGAACGGUCAGGUGAUGGCUAUCCUCUACAGCUGCCAGACGUGCAAGAUGCAGUUUGAGGAUAUCAUCGAGUUCGAGCGCCACACCAGACGGUGCGGCAUCAGCACCGUGCAGCAGCACAGCGUGAAGCUGGAAAACAUCAAGAGCGAGGUGGAUAUCGAUGGCAGCUCCAACUCGGGCAUGCAGCAGCAGCAACAGCAGCAGCAACAGCAGCAGCACAUUAUUACCACCUCCAAUGCCACGAAUGGCAACGGGAUCAGCGUCAGCCAGUCGCAACCGCCGACCCCGAUGCACAUUCCGUCGGCCAUCCUUACCUCCGUCAUCUCGUCGUCGGUCGGCUCGAACGUGACCGCGCACAAUCUGGUGUCGGCCCACUCGCACCACGGCGGCCAUGUGACGACCAACGGGGGCCUCCUGUCCGGCGGCAUUCCCACCGGCCAUCCGCACGCCCAGCAGCAGCACACCCCACCCGGUGUGGGCGGGCUUCCCCAGCAGCAUCCUUCCGCUCACGCUCAACAGCAGCAGCAGCAGCAGCAACAACAAGCCCAUCAGCAGCAGCAGCAAGCUCAUCAACAGCAGCAACAGCAGCAGCAACUGUCACCGCUCAGCAGCCACCAGCAGCAUCUGGUGCUGCAGCAGCAGCACAACCUGCCCAUCCAUCUGCAGCAGCAGCUGUCCCACCAUCUGAUCAGCAGCCAUCUGCCCCACCCGCAGGACCAUGGCGGUGCGGGCGGUGGGGGCGGCGGCGACCUGCACCAUCAGGUGAACUUUCACCAUCCGCACAUCUCCCACCUGCCGAACAUAUCGCACAAGAUCCUGUCGCCGCUGUUCCACAUUCCGCCGUUCAACAACAACCACAGCACAUAAUGGAGCGCUUGCAAGGGACCGGCGCUGCGGCCGCCGCCGGGCACGGUUGUCGUCGAUCCGGCGGCAAUCGGUCCGGCGCCGGCCGGCGUGGUGUCCCUUCUGCCGAAUGCGGCGGCCUGCCUUCCAUCCACCUCCGCCUCCUCCCCGAUGGUGCUGCCGUUCGUCGUGAAGGCGGAAAAGCCGGACGAGGAAAUUGGGGGUGGUGUGUAGGAGCGGAUGGAGGAACUGUGUACCCGUGGGUAAGUAGUCGGUCACGGUGCACUUCCCCAAACACCACUGUCUGUGUGUGUGUGUGUGAGAGAGAGAGAGUGUAGGGGGUAAAAGGGAUGGAACAGAAAGCAACAAAACAACACCCAGUCAGGAACAUGGGACGCGAACUCUCAGUCACCUACACACACACGCGCGAGAAGAGCAAAAGGGGAUGAGCAGCAAAAUGGCAGUUUUCAUGUGGAGAGCGGGACUCGAUGCGAACGAACACGGUUCUCUUAAAUACUCAGGAGGAAAUUAAGGAGGGACAAUCUGUAAAAAAAAAAAAACACACACACACACAUGGCGGUAAAAAAGCAAUGCAAAUGAAGGUGCAGGACAGUGCUUCGCCUCCUCCCUCUCAUACUUUCCAAAACUCCCAUAUUCUGUGGGGGUUUUAUUUUCGCGGUGGAACAUCGGUUAAUGUGCUGUUUUCCUUUUUUUUAAUAUUUUUAUAACAUCGUUAGGAAUUAGCACACACACACACACACACAAACACAGCAAGAUUACCAUAUUGUUCUUGGUAAUGAUUUUAAGAAGCGAUUGUUUGCGGACAAACGAUAUAUCCUUUUUAGUAAGGGCGACGUUAUAGUGUUAGGAAGUGUGGGUGUGUGUGUGUGUGUUAGAGAGGUGCAAUUAAGAGGUGAAGAAUGAAGUCCAGCAGCAGCUACACCCUCAUUUAGAGAGAGAGAAAGAAUGUGCUUUUGUGAAAUGUAUAUGCAUAGUAUGCGCACAGUCAUCCCAUGGAACUACACACACACACACACACACACACAUACAGAUAUAUAUUAGAGCUAACGUGUACUUGUAAAGUUAUAUCUUACACCGUUGUGUGUGUGUACCUAGCAACGUGUGUACCAGGUUCAAAUGUCGAAAAUGUGUAUAUUUUUAAACAUGCUUUAUGUAAAACAAACAAACAAACAAACACAGCAGGGACAUGUGUUGUGGGGGGCAGUGCGUGCAGCAGCAGCGCGCUUAUCCUUUAUCUCUCUGCGCUAACGUGCGCCGUAAAGACACACAGACAGACAGACACACUUUGAGUGAAGGACAGAGUGAAAGGACUGUGAAAUGGCAUUGGCACAUGAUGUAGAUUGUAGGUUUUUGUUUUACGCCAUUAGACGCGCGUGUAACAACAGUGAUAAAAGAAACAAAUGUGGCGGACAGGAAAUGUGAGGAGACGUGUAUGUAUUAUUGCAAACAAACAAACAAAAAAACGCAAAGACUGCACACAAGCAUGAGGAGGGAAGGAGGAGGACAGGAAAGUGGGGAGCAUUACACUGAGAGAGAGAGAGAGAGAGAGAGAAACAGGGAAAAAAGAGACGAAACAUUAAAGGGAAAUAGUGUGAUAGAACUGUCAACGGUUCGAGUCCACGGGCGGGCCGGUAUGGAGAGAGAGUGAGUACGGGAAGCAGGCAAUGGGGAGACAGCUCGGCAGCGAGAUCCGGUGGGUGUGGUUUGUGUGUGUGUGCCACAGUUAAAUUUUAAACCAUUAUUGUUUGCCUUUUUCGUUCUCGUUGUAAGGCAUCGUUUCUAUCCCUGAGGGCGAAUGUGCCCUGUGUUGUGUGGUUUUUUGGGUUGAAUUUUCAUUUGGAUUGUGAAGAGCGGGCAGGGUGUCACCACAGGCAAAGCAAAACUAUGGGCAGAAAAGAAGUGUAUAGGUCGCGAAGCAAACCGUUGUGAUAUAUAUUACCAUAUUAAAUGUGAAAACAGAGAUGUGUUUUACCACCUUUCCUUUUUAUAGAAGAAGAGAGCUCGCUCGGUCUGGCCUGUCGCCUCCCCAGUCUCCUGUUUGUGUUUGUAUACUACCGGUCAACCAGUUACGCUACCUUACCUUUACCAACCCCUCUAUAUCCCCUGAUUUCGAUUGUCGAUUCGUUUAGGAGCCCGGGAGCACACGGACAGUGUGGUGGGGAUUGAAUUUUUUUGUUAAAUAUCCAUCAGUUAUGUAUGGUAUGAAGAGCGUAAUAUGAGGAAAAUGCGUACAGGAGACACUACUACUACUAGCUCGAAAAGGAAGACUUAAUACAAGAAAGUGAUGUGUGAUAACAAAUAUUUGGCUAAGGAAGGGCAAAAUUUCAUUUUAGGUUCGAUAGGCGAGCAGCGGCAGAUUCGAGGAUCGUGUGGAGAGAAUGCCAAUUUAGUAAGCUUUUUAAAAUCGAAAGAGAAGGAAGGAGGGACAUUAACACUAGCCUAGCGUUUAUGUUUAGAAGGGGAGGAAUAUGCUUUUUGCCAUGUGCUUUCUCAUGCUUAUUUCUCAUAUUAUUUUUUUUGAAGGGGGAGCAGUUUCGUGUUGCCAGAAGAGAGAUACAUAGAGAGAGAGAGCGCGAUACAUUUAAUGCCUUGUUUUUUUUAUUAUCAUCAUCCUCGCCGCGUUAGAAAAGGCUAAACGCGUGUCCUCAACGAUCAUUCUAGUCUCUGCUCAUUGGAACAAGGAACACACACACACAAUGUUUGCGAUUUCCUUGUACUUUUUUUUUAGUACGACAACAACACCUUUUCUCUUAUACUGGGUCAUGCUUUCGUUUCGAGACUGCAUUGCAGCGUGGUGUGUGUGCGUGGUAGAACCGAGACACUCACUGCAUAGGAUCAUCGUGGUGUGUUCUAAAAUAAUUAGUCGUUAGUAUAGAGAGAGAAACACACCUCCUCAGCCGAGGCAAAGUGUAAACAAGCAGAUCAAGCACGUCCGUAGGGGUGAUAGAACUGUAUGUGUGUGUUUAGUAAACCCUUAAAACACAGUGCGCAAUCUUGCAUAAACACACACACACAUACACACUUACAUUACAAACACGUGAACAUGAUUAGUAGUAUACUGUAUAAUUAGUGGAAGAAACCUCACUCAGGAGAGCGACACAAGUUUGAUUUUUUUGUACGGGAAGGAAGGGUAGCUCACUUUCCAAUAAGAAAACCUGUGGCGCCGUAAAGCAAAGCGUUAAGAAUGAUUAAAAAUAUCCCCAAUGAAGGAGGGGGAGGGGGGGGGGAAUGCAAUAGAAUGUAGAAUAUAUAGUGCGUUGGCAGCAUUUCAACAGCGGCUUUCGGCAUGAUGGGAGUGUUCGCAGUGGUGAUCGUGAUCGCACACAUCACUACAUGAUCCUCAGUUGCUCUCAGCGAUCAAAUUGCUUGGUGCAGGCGUGUGUGUGUGUGUUUUGUCCAUUUUAGUACCGGGGGUGGCUGUGUGUGUGUGUGUGGCUUCCGUUUAUUUUUUGUAAUUAUGUUUCUUGUUUCUUCUUGUUGCUGCGCGAUCUACUUGAUCUACACUUGUCGCAUGUCUUCCAAUAGAUUCCGAUCGUAUGAUCCUUUUCUUAUACACACACACACACACACACACACACACACACACACACACACACACACACACACACACACACACACACACACACACACACACAUACACACACACAACUUGGGACUGUGAUAUUCGAAUGGAAAUCUCCAAUGUUAUGCCACACGACGCCAACUUGCGAGGGAGAGACAUACCAUCGAGGCUUUUUUUGAUAACCUUCGUUUGCCUUCUAUCACAUUCUUUUUGGUCCAGUACCCUCCAAGAUUCUGGGGGAACAUUACUUCAGCAGUAUGAAAUACUGAACUCUCUAUUGUGUCUUAAUUUUCUCAACUGCAAACGUCUUGCAACGGGCUUGCAUUUGAACGGUUUUUUUUUUAAAUUGCAACACACACACACAUGCACAUCCAUCCCUCUAUUCAUAUUUGUGUUAUACCAGAGGGAGAGGGGAUGUAUGGGACAUUGGAACAAAGUUCUUAAGCACUGGAAACGAUUUUUGCAAACUACUACAAACACAAAAAGCCGAGGGCGCGCACUGCUGCAACUGCUGCAACUGCACAUACUACACACUGCACUGCAGGGCAGCUAAAAUGUAAAAAAACGCAUAAUGCUUGAAUGGUGUCAUAAAGAAGUCGCAUUAGAUCUCGCCCAUCACACUAUGGGUCCGCUAAGCACUGUCAAUAGUUGUUGGGAGCGGGACAGUAACGGGCGGGGGAUCGUUUUGAGUGUGCCGUACUUUCGACGCAACUAAAAACCUCAUUAAAAUGUGUAAAGCAUUGGAAAAGCCAAUGGUGUGGUGUGUAUUUUUAUGCGUGGUGCGAACUCUAAGAAUGAGGACGAGAAUAGUAUGGGAAGAAGAGAGAGAGAGAGAGAGAGAGAGAGAGAGAGAGAGAGAGAGAGAGAGAGAGAGAGAGAGAGAGAGAGAGAGAGAGAGAGAGAGAGAGUAAGAGAGAAAGCUAUGUUAUCCCCUCCCGCUCUCUUGUGUUUAAAGGCACACAGUUGUAUCAUUCAAUUAGUAGUGACUCUUCCCUCUUGUUCCCGUGUUCUUGUUUGAUGUAUUUCAUUGGAAGAAGAAUCAUUCGUACAGACACGGUGGUUUUGCACUCCCUCCGUCUUCGUCUCUCGCCUAUCAUAUGUUUAUGAGAAUCAAAAAAUAAUUAAAAAAAAACAUGAUUUCGAUCCCGUUUAACGUUGACGAAAACUGACACAGAAGAAAAGGCGCCCGCAGCAAAACAGAUUUCAGUGAACGUGUGUGCGUGCGUUUUUUCUUUCUUUUCUUUUCAAUUGCGCGGGGGAGACAGUGAGAGAGAGAGAGAGAGUGAAAGUGAGGGCUGUAACACAAACGAAAUGAUAACACUAUUGCUAUUACUAUUUGUUUUAGUACGCUAAAAGAGCUGUGUGUGUGCGUGUGAGUGGGGAUAAGAAGAGAGAGGAGGAGCCACGUGGCGGUUGAACAGCGGCGCACCUUCCUAUUACUACUAUUAUUAUUACGAUUAUUAUGAGUUAGCAGUUACACACACAUUUAUGAGAUGAUUUUUUUUUGUAUAAAGACACAACAACACAACAACCCAAUCAGUAAAAUAAAAAGAAAACAAUAUCUAA
Molecule: messenger RNA, 8552 nt
Organism: Anopheles arabiensis
Lineage: Eukaryota; Metazoa; Arthropoda; Insecta; Diptera; Culicidae
Product: zinc finger protein 260-like
Exons: 17
Coding region: 1145-3427 (760 amino acids)
Biological process (GO): regulation of immune system process; negative regulation of transcription by RNA polymerase II; regulation of cytokine production
Cellular component (GO): transcription regulator complex; PcG protein complex
Molecular function (GO): RNA polymerase II cis-regulatory region sequence-specific DNA binding; DNA-binding transcription factor activity, RNA polymerase II-specific
Source: RefSeq, a predicted model, not a curated record